AUGGACGGAAAGAGUGUGAAAGACCUCUCGCCUGAUUGGAUCCGGAAGCAUAUUGGCGUAGUAUUACAAAAUUCGGACCUGUUCGACCUUUCUAUCCGUGACAAUAUUGCCUUUGGUGAUUGUUCUCGUGAACUUCCGAUGAGUGAUAUUAUUGAGGCCGCGAAAGUGGCUAACAUCCACGACUUUAUCACAAGUCUCCCAAUGGGCUACGACACUAAAGUGGGUAUUCAGGGAUCCCAACUUUCAGGAGGCCAGCGACAACGACUCGCGAUUGCUCGAGCACUGGUCAGGCGGCCGGCAGUUCUGCUGCUGGAUGAAGCGACCUCGGCACUGGACGCAGAGAACGAGCGAGACGUACAGGAGGCGCUGUCGCAGACCAUAGCAAAGGCAAAGAUAACUUGUGUCGUAGUGGCGCAUCGCCUCUCCACAGUAGAGGCCUGCGACUUCGUGGUGGUAGUUGAUCAUGGGCAGAAAAUCGAGUGUGGUCCCCCUGGUGCACUGCUACAAGCCCGCGGUGCCUUUUAUGCCCUACACAGCGCCUCCGGUUGA
Hydatigera taeniaeformis is the source of this 549-nucleotide messenger RNA. The record is from the annotation of a GenBank genome assembly. Lineage: Eukaryota; Metazoa; Platyhelminthes; Cestoda; Cyclophyllidea; Taeniidae.